UGCAAAACAAAAAACAAAUUGGUCAAUUCGAGACUCACAACUCACACGUUGCAGUUUUAUUGGCAUUGGACGAGGUCGAUAAGUGAAAGCAAAGCGCAAGCCCCGAGACUCCCGAUUCGUUUGCUAUGUUCAGGGUCAGACCGCUCCUCCCCUGGAUACGAAGCUCUCUGCAAACGACCUUGAAACUCCAAACAGAUACAUCACAACCCGAGUCGGUCCGUCGGAGCCUGCGACUCCCGCACAUCGGUUGUCCCAGUCGCACCGUAUCAGUGAGCAACCAGCAGCAGUGCUUCAGGGGAAUGGCCACCGGUGGAGAAGCAUCCAAGGAGGAGACCGCCAAGGUGGAGGAGGCACCCAAGGAGGAGGUUCCCAAGCAGGGCAAUCGCCUGGUCGCCUCCAAGUCGCCGUACCUUCUGCAGCACGCCUAUAAUCCAGUCGACUGGUAUCCCUGGGGCGAGGAGGCCUUCGAGAAGGCCCGAAGCGAGAACAAGCUCAUCUUUCUCUCGGUGGGCUACUCCACCUGUCACUGGUGCCAUGUAAUGGAGCACGAAUCCUUCGAGAACGCCGAAACAGCGGCCAUUAUGAACCAGAACUUUGUGAACAUCAAGGUGGAUCGGGAGGAGCGUCCGGAUAUCGACAAGGUCUACAUGCAGUUCCUGCUAAUGACCAAGGGCAGCGGUGGAUGGCCGAUGAGCGUGUGGCUGACUCCUGAAUUGGCUCCCAUUGUGGCGGGGACUUACUUCCCGCCCAAAUCCCGCUACGGAAUGCCGUCCUUCAGCGCCGUCCUGAAUUCCAUUGCCAAGAAGUGGGAAACGGACAAGGAAUCCCUCGUGGCAGCCGGAGCCACUUUGAUCGAUGCUCUGCAGAAGAGCCAGGAGUAUGCGGCUGUGGCGGAGGCGGGGGCAGGAAGCGCCAUGGACAAGCUGGCCGAGGCCAUCAGCGUUCAUAAGCAGCGAUUCGAUCAGAGUCAUGGAGGCUUUGGUGGGGAGCCCAAGUUUCCGGAGGUGCCGCGUCUGAACUUUCUUUUCCACGGCUAUCUCAUCACCAAGGAUCUGGAUGUGCUGGACAUGGUGAUUGACACGUUGGAUCACAUUGGCAGGGGUGGCAUCAAUGAUCAUAUUUUCGGAGGCUUUGCUCGGUAUGCUACCACUCACGAUUGGCACAACGUUCACUUUGAGAAGAUGCUCUAUGACCAGGGACAACUUAUGGUGGCGUUUUCCCAUGCCUACAAAGUGACCAGGAACGAAGCAUUUUUGGACUACGGCGACAAGAUCUACAGGUAUUUGGUUAAGGACCUCAGGCAUCCGUUGGGCGGCUUCUAUGCCGGCGAGGAUGCCGAUUCGUUGCCCAGCCACGAAGCUAAGGUGAAGGUGGAGGGAGCUUUUUACGCCUGGACCUGGGAUGAGAUUGAGGCUGCCUUCAAGGAGAAGGCAGAGCGAUUUGACGAGAUUACGCCCGAACGGGCCUUUGAGAUUUAUGCUUUCCACUACGAUUUAAAGCCACGCGGAAAUAUCCCAGCCUACAGCGAUCCGCAUGGUCACCUGACCCACAAGAACAUCCUCAUCGUUCGGGGAUCGGAGGAGCAGACCUGUGCCAACUUCAACCUGGAGGCGGAUCAAUUUAGGAAGCUCCUUACCACCGCCAAUGAUAUUCUGCACGUUCUGCGCGAUCAGCGACCGCGUCCGCACCUGGACACCAAGAUCAUAUGCGCCUGGAAUGGCCUGGUGCUGUCGGGACUCUGCAAGCUGGGCAACUGCUACUCGGCCCAUCGGGAGCAGUACAUGCAGACGGCCAAGGAACUGCUCGAAUUUCUGCGCCAGGAGAUGUACGAUCCGGAACGAAAGCUGCUCAUUCGGGCCUGCUAUGGUGUGGCUGUGGGUGAUGAAACUCUGGAGAACAAUGAAGUCCAAAUCGAUGGCUUUCUGGAUGACUAUGCGUUCCUCAUCAAGGGCUUGCUGGAUUAUUACAAGGCUACACUGGACGUGGACGUCUUGCAUUGGGCCAGGUCCUUGCAGGACACGCAGGACAAGCUUUUCUGGGACGACCAAAAUGGAGCUUACUUCUUCUCGCAGCAGGAUUCACCCAAUGUUAUUGUGCGGCUAAAGGAAGACCACGAUGGGGCCGAGCCCUGUGGCAACAGUGUAUCCGCCCGCAAUCUCGUCCUGUUGGGCCACUAUUACGACGAGAAUGCCUAUCUCCAGAGGGCCGGAAAACUGUUGAACUUCUUCACCGAUGUAUCGCCCUUCGGACAUGCCCUCCCAGAGAUGUUGUCCGCUCGGCUGAUGCAUGAGAACGGCCUGGAUUUGGUGGCAGUGGUGGGUCCGGAUUCCCCAGACACCCAGCGGUUCGUGGAGAUAUGCCGCAAGUUCUACAUCCCCAGCAUGAUCAUCGUGCAUGUGGAUCCUUCGAAACCAGAAGAGGCCCCUGACAAACGGUUGCAAACCAAGUUUAAGAUGGUCAGCGGCAAGACUACGGUUUACAUUUGCCACGAACGAGCUUGCCGCAUGCCCGUCACCGAUCCCCAGCAGCUGGAGGAGAAUCUCACAUCGUAUUUCUUCUCGAAGCGUGUUUAAAUGCCGAGCGUUGCUCGAAUUAGAUUUUUAGACCAUCUAGAUGUUAUUCAUUGUUGUUUUUUUUUGCGCUUCCAAAGCGAAAAUUAGUUCUCGGAACUAUGUAGUCAUAAGAGGUAGUUAAUAAAGACCCCAAUGGACUUGUGACAGAGUCAAAUAACCCGUAGCUUCUUCCAUUGACAAGUCAGAGACUUUCGCCGCCUGCAUUGCUCCCCUAGAUGUCUACAGUUGUUUGAAGUUGCUGAGUUUAAAGUGACGGAGAACGAAAAUAACCUUAUACAUGUCUAUGAAGAAAAGUUAAUAAAGACGACGGGGGAAACCCUAAA
Drosophila takahashii is the source of this 2896-nucleotide messenger RNA. Its product is annotated as spermatogenesis-associated protein 20. NCBI's taxonomy places the organism in Eukaryota, Metazoa, Arthropoda, Insecta, Diptera, Drosophilidae. The record is from RefSeq and is a predicted model, not a curated record. Gene Ontology annotation, biological process: carbohydrate metabolic process.